UAAAAUAGUUGCUGCUUCUAAAUAAUUCGCGUGAUCUAAUAUUUGUUGCAGCACUGUAACUUUUCCUACGCAGGAAAUUUAGCUUGGAACUCUUGGCUAGCGCUCCUCCAGCUGGUUAGCAUGCUAACAUUGCGGAUUUCUUGCAGCUCCGGAGUUAGCGUUAGCAACUGUUCUGAGUUUGUUCCGACACAGGAAAGGUUCGUCGCCGUGUGCGGGAAGGACAUUUUUGUUUCUGCUUAAAAGUACCGGAGGCGGCAGUCCUGGGUAACCAGGAGACCCCAUUCGGAGCGCUAACAUUGAAGGCAUCGCACAGCCGGGACUGUGAGGACGAGUGAAGCCGAGGAGAACCGAGCCCCGUGCCGGCUUCGUCAUGGCCCAUUCUCCCGUUCAGGGGAACCUGCCGGGGAUGCAGAAUGCCAGAGUGGACCCCGAGGAGCUGUUCACCAAGCUCGAGCGCAUCGGCAAGGGUUCUUUUGGCGAGGUGUUCAAAGGCAUCGACAAUCGCACGCAGAAAGUGGUGGCCAUCAAGAUCAUAGACUUGGAGGAAGCGGAGGACGAGAUUGAGGACAUCCAGCAGGAGAUCACCGUGUUGAGUCAGUGCGACAGCCCCUUUGUCACCAAGUAUUACGGUUCAUACCUGAAGGACACAAAGCUAUGGAUCAUCAUGGAGUAUUUAGGUGGAGGCUCAGCCUUAGACUUGAUGGAGCCUGGAGCGCUGGAUGAGACCCAAAUCGCCACGAUCCUUAGAGAAAUCCUGAAGGGUCUGGAGUACCUGCACUCCGAGAAGAAGAUCCACAGGGAUAUCAAAGCUGCCAAUGUGCUGUUGUCCGAACAAGGAGAGGUGAAGUUGGCAGACUUUGGCGUGGCUGGCCAGCUCACAGACACUCAAAUCAAACGAAACACCUUUGUGGGGACGCCCUUCUGGAUGGCCCCCGAGGUCAUCAAACAGUCGGCUUAUGACUCUAAGGCUGAUAUUUGGUCACUGGGCAUCACGGCUAUCGAGCUGGCGAAAGGCGAGCCGCCCCACUCAGACCUCCAUCCCAUGAAGGUUUUAUUCCUCAUCCCAAAGAACAACCCGCCCACGCUGGAGGGCAACUAUUGCAAACCCCUCAAGGAGUUCAUCGAAGCCUGUCUCAACAAGGAGCCCAGUUUUAGGCCAACUGCCAAAGAGCUGCUUAAGCAUAAACUGAUCGUCCGCUAUGCGAAAAAGACGUCGUACCUGACCGAGCUGGUAGACAAGUACAGGAGGUGGAAGGCAGAGCAGUCUAGAACUACGGAGUCCAGUUCUGAUGAGUCUGACUCAGAGCAGGACGGUCAGGCGUCAGGUGGGAAUGAUUUUGGCAGUGAUGACUGGAACUUCACCAUCAGAGAAAAGGACCCCAAAAAGCUUCAGAACGGGGAGGGACAGUCGGGAACAGAGCAGACAAAAGACAUUCCAAGGAGGCCUUAUUCACAGAGCCUGACCACAGUCAUAGCUCCUGCAUUAUCUGAGUUGAAAGCUCGACAGGAGCAGGUGAAUGGGAACCCCAUGGUCCUGGAUGAGCUAAGGGAGGCUAUCCUCCUGGCUGAAGAGGCCUACCCGGGCAUCUCCGACUCACUCGUGGCUCACAUGGUGCACAGGCUCCAGAGUUUCUCCACAAGCAGGACAUCCUCUUCCUCCCCUUAGAGAUUGGCUCUCAGCCCCAGCCCUGCUCUCCCACGUCUCCAGGUCCCAUCAACGCCCUAACCAGGUCAAAGGGAUACAUGUCCAUACCAGCUGGACACCAUUUUUGGGUCUCAUUUUGGGGGAAGGGUGCUCAAAAUUAGUUUAAAAAAAAACUCUAUAAAGUGGAGGAACUUGGCAGAGCUUCUUUUCUUCAUUAAUAAGAGGAGAUGUUAGGAGGAUGCAGCACGCAAUGGGACUCAAAAGUCUGGGCAACCAGAUGGGGAAAAGGUCCAGGCUGUGCACGUGCGACACUCCUCCAGCCUCUCGCGGCAGAGCCCUCCGCAUGGUCUUUGCUGCACGAGGAGCCGACUUCAGUUCCUUCUCCCUCCCCUUGCUCUUAAUGCUGGCGUCAUUUCCUCUGAGAGCAUGCUUCAUGAACCUGCAGGGACGUUCUCCGCGCCUAAAAGCUGUGUAAAAACUCCCUGUUUAGGCAAACUGCAGCAUUCUUAAUGAAACCUCAGGUAAAGUGCUUUAAGUCCUCCGAGGCAGGGGGGGGCGCCAUGCUGUACAUGAUUACAAGUUGCAUAAAAGAAAUCACUGUGUACAAAAUAGUCAUGCUCAUUUUGUAGAUAUGAAUAAAGUUUAAAAAAAAAAAAAAGUAGUUAUUUAAACAUCUCAAAAGUUCCUCCAAGAGAAAUGACAGAAAAUGCCUUGCCUUUUUCAGAUUUAUCGAGCAUUUCAUCACCGGUUUAGUUGUUUUUCUUUUACUCGUCAGUAUAAGUCAUCAGUGUUUUUGGUUAACGUUUUAAAUGACUGAAUCCUAAUCUUUCGGUUCAGUCUCCUGCUGAAUCAUCGAACUAACUACGAUACCAAGUUUACUUUUAGUGGAGAUUUUCCUUCGUUUUUGUAGUCGGGAGGGAAAUUUGUGUUCAUGUUUAGAGAAAUGCAGAACAAAGCAAAAUAUAGACAUUUUAAGGGGAACAACAAUGGCUGUUUAGGUGGCUGCGCCGUAGUCUCGUAAUCCUGAGGCUGCAGGCUCGAGCCCAGGUCGCAUCAGGAACGGCAUCCAGCGUAGAAAAACAUUUUUUGCCAAAUUUUGCUUGCAGAUUUUCUUGCAAGGGGAGUCGGAAGUAAAACAAUAUUUUCCGCAGGUUUAGCUGUGAUUAAAACCCUUCGUAAAAACAAGGAAUGUUACAAGACACUUUGCUAACAGACAAACUAGACGGUAAUUCAGAACAAGCCAACCUGCAACAAUUAUAAUCCUCACUGCUGUCAUUUCCGUUCACACUCGCUAUAAAAGUGCCACGUUCACUUUUAUGCUUCCACUAGAUAUUCAUAGUAUU
Messenger RNA from Nematolebias whitei (Rio pearlfish), 2988 nucleotides. RefSeq names its product serine/threonine kinase 24b (STE20 homolog, yeast) (gene stk24b). The record is from RefSeq and is a predicted model, not a curated record. The coding region runs from base 371 to 1666 and encodes 431 amino acids. Gene Ontology annotation, molecular function: ATP binding; protein kinase activity. Gene Ontology annotation, biological process: protein phosphorylation. The transcript has 11 exons. NCBI's taxonomy places the organism in Eukaryota, Metazoa, Chordata, Actinopteri, Cyprinodontiformes, Rivulidae.